AUGCGAAUUCCGGCUCUUUUUGGUGAGCCACUUGGCUCAGCCAUGGGCUCAGCUCACCAAGAAGAGCCGGCUGUUUCUGCUCCUAAACGGCUCUUCAAUUUUACCACUUCUGCCUGUGGAGUGCCUGUCCGUGCCCCGGAGAUCACCACCCUAACAUUCUGCCUUGUUUUAAGUUACGAAAAGGAAAUAAAGAAAGUAAUGGCUCUUGGACUGGAGUCGGCUCCCAUUGUUCACGUUAGAUCAGGGGUUUUCAACCUGUGGAGUCCACCAACAAAUCCUUUUGUCUCUACUGCUGUGCCACAGGCUGCCAUGCAAACUAAUCCAUUUCAGGCCAAUGGAGGAGGAGCAGCAGCAGCAUCAUUUGGACCAGGCUCUAUGAGCAUGCCUGCUGGCUUUGGCAACUCGGCUGCCUACAACCUCCCCACAAGCUUCAGUGGAAACUUCCAGCAGCCCUUUCCUGGUCAAAGCUUCCCCCAGCCACAGGCAUACACUCAGCAACAAAACGGUGGAGGUUUUGCUUCAUUUGGUCAGGGUAAGGCUGUAGUACCUCAAUAUGGACAGCACAUGGCUGCAACUGGAGUUACCAGUAACCCAUUUUUGGCUGGGGCAUCGGUAGCACAGUUUCCCACUGGAAAUUUUUCCACAAACCCUUUCUUAUAGCACGUCUCUCCUUCGCACAUCACCAGGGGAAUACGCUUGCUUGCACCUCUUGCACUGUUUUGUUUUUCUUAAGUAGCUUUAAGAACAUGUUUUUAAGAACUUUUUUAUCAAGUUAUGAACUAAAAUGUUAGUCACCAACAGUGUAACAUGAGGAUCCAACCUCGACAGCAGAAAACAAAACAAGGUAUUGGGGUGCCUAGAGGAAAGACCUUGUAACUUCUUUUCUCUGCUGAAUCUGUGAAAUUUCCUGGCCUGUUCAUUUAUACUAAGUUAUUUCAAGAUGUCCUGUUCAUUUUUAUUGCUGCAGUCCUGUACAUAUCUAUUCUGAAAAUGGCAGAGAUUUUGCUUUUUUUUUUUUCAUAUCAGUAUUUGUAUCUUAAUCUUGUACAUUGACGUACAUCAGUCUCUGUGCUACUGAUGAGAUGGCGGGGCUUAUUUGCUCAAUAGCUGGUCACUUAUCGAACCAUCAGAGAGAGACUCUACCAAAGAAGAGGAGCUCUACAAUUCAUCAUUUUUAAACCAAGGAUUUUUUUCUAUUCUUGUUUCCAGUUGUAAAGUUUUGAAUCAUUUGUUGUUGCUAUUACUAUAGACUCUUACCUGGCCAGGUGCUACACAGAGACUCCCAAACACAGACCACUUAAGUGUUACAGAAAUUUAUGUGUGUGUGUGCGCGUAAGUGUGUGUGUGUGCGUAUGUACACUCACCGAGUGCUUUAUUAGACACACCUAUGUGGUAUGUACAGUGGAUCCACUAUUAGUAUUAGACCCCUUGUUUAUUUUUUUGUGUGUCAUGAAUGUGCUUUUGUUUUAUUAUUUCUUUUCACGUCAAUCUGUACCUAAUCACCCAUGAUGAACUGUGUUUUUUCUGGCCAAUUACUAAAAUUUAAGACCUAAAAUUUCUUAUAUACUUCAUUCAUCUCUGAAUUGAGGAUGAAUGGCCUGACUUAUUUUGCUCUUUAGAGAUGAUUGUGCAUUCAACAGGUUCAUAACUUUCUGGUUCAUAACCUUGGAGCCAUUUUUAGAGAGUCUGCUGGUUUUUUUUCACCAUCUUGACCAAGUCGAACUCUAGGAAGGUUCAAUGUUGUGUCAAGUUGUUCCAUUUGUAAAUUAUUGAGGCCACUGUGGUAUUGAAAAGACUAUAUUAUAUAGCAUUAUAUAUUGUUUUAUAUCCCUGACCUGACCUGUGCCUUGCAACAAUUCGAUUGCAGAGAUCCACAGACAGUUUCUUCCUCAAGGUUUGGUUUUUGUGCUGACAAUGCAGUGUAAAUUGUGGGUCUUUAUAUAACCAGGUUUAAAAUUUCCAACAUAUGUCUGGUCUAUUCAAAUUGCAACCCAUGGGCAAAAGUCAAGGGGUCUAAAUACUUUCUGAAUCCACUGUACAUUCAUUGAUUAUAAUCUACCUACCAUACAGUUUACCUUUGUGGGUAUACAAUUACUGAAUGUAGCUCAUCUGUACACUUUUUCUCCCCUUGUACCCCACUUAUUAAUUAAAAGGGACCCCGUAGAACCCUCACUGACCAAAUGUUAUUUGACUGGAGGAUUGUUCUUAGCACUGCAAUGACACUAACAUGGUAAUGACAUAAUAGUGUGAUAGUGUGUAAAAGUGUAUCAGGUGCAGCGGUGUUGUCAUCUAUGUCAAAAGCGUUGUGUGAUAAAAUGUUUAGAUCUGUACAGGCUAAAUGAAGACUAACACAGGCUAUAUGUUCCUAAUAAAGGCUGGUAAGGUUAAGCAGUAAAAUAUUCAACACAUAAUUACUUUAUUAAUGUCACAUCAGUCUUGGGAAUGGUAUACCACCCAAACAUUAUCUUUUCAGGGGAGGUCCUAAAUUUAUAAAUGGGGUACAGGGGUCAGUAUGUACCAGAUCAGUGCAAACAUCAUUUCCAGUAUGUACCAGAUUGGUGUACAUAAUAAAGAGCUCUGUGUGAGAAACUUUAAGAAACCACAA
This is a messenger RNA of Trichomycterus rosablanca, 2605 nucleotides long. RefSeq names its product arf-GAP domain and FG repeat-containing protein 1-like. Gene Ontology annotation, biological process: intermediate filament organization; acrosome assembly; spermatid nucleus differentiation. The record is from RefSeq and is a predicted model, not a curated record. Bases 1 to 660 code for a protein of 219 amino acids. Gene Ontology annotation, cellular component: cytoplasmic vesicle; membrane; cytoplasm. NCBI's taxonomy places the organism in Eukaryota, Metazoa, Chordata, Actinopteri, Siluriformes, Trichomycteridae. The transcript has 6 exons.